AUGGUGGCCCUGAUCACCCCCUUCACCAAUGAUAAGACCAAGAUUGACGAAGCCCGCCUCCAAGCCCACAUCGAGUACCUUAUCAAGGCCGGUGUGCAUGGUCUCGUGCCAGGUGGCAGCACUAGCGAGUUCACAGUCAUGAUAACCACUGAGCGUAUAGGUAGUAUAUCCUCUACCGAAGCUAUUAAACUAUCUAAGUAUACCGGUAAAGCUAGUGCUACUAUUAUCCCCGGUGGUGUCUGGGGUGUUGUGAACUUUAUUCCUAAGUUGGCUGUUGAGCUUUAUAAGGCUAUCUCUAUUUAG
Molecule: messenger RNA, 303 nt
Organism: Penicillium verhagenii
Lineage: Eukaryota; Fungi; Ascomycota; Eurotiomycetes; Eurotiales; Aspergillaceae
Product: dihydrodipicolinate synthase family protein
Exons: 2
Coding region: 1-303 (100 amino acids)
Biological process (GO): N-acetylneuraminate catabolic process
Cellular component (GO): cytosol
Molecular function (GO): N-acetylneuraminate lyase activity
Source: RefSeq, a predicted model, not a curated record